This is a messenger RNA of Nymphalis io (European peacock), 1103 nucleotides long. RefSeq names its product chorion class CA protein ERA.1-like. Lineage: Eukaryota; Metazoa; Arthropoda; Insecta; Lepidoptera; Nymphalidae. Gene Ontology annotation, cellular component: egg chorion. Gene Ontology annotation, molecular function: structural constituent of egg chorion. The coding region runs from base 644 to 1042 and encodes 132 amino acids. The record is from RefSeq and is a predicted model, not a curated record. Gene Ontology annotation, biological process: multicellular organism development; chorion-containing eggshell formation. The transcript has 2 exons.
CGUCCGCUUACCUAUACUAUAAAAAAACAUACUUUGUUCCAAUAAUUAAUUAUAAUUUAAAAAGCAGAUAAUCUAUCUAUUUUGCUCUGGUUUAAAAAUAUUACCUCAAUCAAGUCAGUAGCAUUUUUUAUGUUAAGUGUUAUCCGAAUCAACAUUUGAAUACUACUGCUUUUAAUUAAAUGAAAAUAUAAGUUUUGCUUAAUCACGUUGAAUCUCAAUAGUUAUUUUAUUUACAACUAGUGCCUGCCCCAUGUUUGGAGGGGGCGGCAGGUGUUACGCCUAUGUCCUUUCUUGGGAGUUCAAUCAAAUUUUAAAAGUAGUUUAGCCUUGAAAGCGUAACAGACAAAGCUACUUUCACAUAUAUAAUAUUUUUAAAGAUAUGAGGAUAUCUAUAAAAAUAUAAAGCUAAGCCUAUAUUCAAUUGCUUUUUGUAAUUUCACUCUCCUUAUUUCGCAAACAUUUUUAAAUUUUGAGAAUGGAAUAUAAAUGAAUAUAUUGGUACGUAUUUAAAACGCUGAUAAACACGUCCAUAGCAAUUGCCUCACACCAGUUUAAGUAAAGAAUGAGUUUUGCUAUAAAAACCUUUAACAUAUUCCCAAUAACACAUUGUAACCUCAACGUCGUUGACUAAAAACCAAUCAACAUGUCUACCUUCGCCUUCUUACUCCUCUGCGUCCAAGCUUGCUUUGUUCAGAAUGUAUACAGCCAGUGCCUGCGUGGUGCUGGACCUCUUGGAUGGGAAGGAGGUCUUGCUGGACCCAUUGGCUACGGCUGGGGCCCUGGCAUCGCUGGCUUAGGCUGGGAAGCCGGUCUUGAUGGACCCCUUGGCUUCGGCGUUGGUUCUUGCGGUGCUGCCUACGGUGGAGCUGGUGUUGGUGAUGUAGCCGUCGCCGGAGAGAUGGCUGUUGGUGGUACCACCCUGGUCGCUGGUCAGGUACCAAUCCUCGGAGCUGUAGAAUUCGGAGGUAUCGUGCCAGCCGCCGGAGCUGUCUCCAUUACCGGCAGCUGCGGCUGCGGCUGCAACGGUGGAUACAUUUACUGAUCAGUAAAUAUUGCCCUCCUAACCGAUUCAACCAAAACAAAGAAUAAAUGAUUGAUUGGCA